AUGAGAUUGGUUUUUGGUUUAAUAAUUAUAGUUUUUUCAAUAUUUUUAUUUAAAUCAUGUGAGGCCAAUGGACCAACACCUCAAAGAUGUAAAGAUGCAUUAUUAACUUAUUUUGUAAAUAAUCAAAAUAAUGGUAUUCAAAUUUCAUAUGUUGAUCCAAAUGGUAAAAUUAUAUAUGCCAGAGGUAAUUCAAUGACAGCACCAUUAUUUUCAAAUGAUUUAUCAAAUACUGAUGGAUAUAUUGCACUUUCAUCAAUUAAUGAAGAUUGUUUUGCAGGUAAAACUCAACCAUUCUCAGAUCAGAGAACAGUUGAAGGAUUUUAUGACUCACGUUCAUUUCGUAUAACUCGUGAUGGUCAAGUAACAAUUAAUAAUGAGGGUAAAAGUAGAGUUUUCAAUAUCACCGAUUGUAGUACAAAUGUAUUCAAUGGUUAUUCUGAUGAGGGUAGAUUAUACGCUUUUCACAUAGCUUCUAAAAAAAGAUACCAAGCUGUUGCAAGUUUAUGUUCAAUUCAAACUUCUCCACCAACUACAACUGGAAAUGGAAAUGGAAAUGGUGGUAAUAUUGGUGAUGCUAUAAUUGAAUCAAAAAUUAAUAGUAAAUGGGUCGAUAGUGGUAUUAAUUAUAUGGAUAUUAGUUUGAAAAUUACAAAUAAUGGGCUAAAUGAUAUUAGAAAAUUAUCAUUUUCAAGUGAUACACCACUUAGAAAUUUACAAUCUGCUUGGAGUAUCAUAGCAAAUUCUUUAACUGAGUUUUCAUUACCAAAUGAUGUUGUUAUUACACCUUCUUCAAUUUAUCAUUUCAGUUUAAUCGUAAUUGGUACUAUAAAUCCAAAUUAUAAUGUAAUUUCAAUUAAUUAA
This is a messenger RNA of Dictyostelium discoideum AX4, 861 nucleotides long. RefSeq lists its product as hypothetical. The record is from RefSeq and is a predicted model, not a curated record. The transcript has 2 exons. Bases 1 to 861 code for a protein of 286 amino acids. NCBI's taxonomy places the organism in Eukaryota, Evosea, Eumycetozoa, Dictyosteliales, Dictyosteliaceae. Gene Ontology annotation, molecular function: carbohydrate binding.